AUGAUUGACAACGAAUCUCUCUCUGUCAUCCCCGCGCAACUUGGGUUCCUCACCAUCUACAACCCCUCCUUGGGAACAACAGACGAAACUCUCCAGGACCAGAUUGUAUUCUACUAUUCCUCGUCGCAGCAGAUAAGCCGAUCAUCGAACGGUGCAAAUGCUUCGUCAACCGGUCCUGCUUCGGAGCAACACAGUAACAAAGAGGACACAAAUGAGCGAUUGCGCAAAAUCGGCCUGGCGCAGGGCAUGGUAAAUUUUGCAAAAAAUUUCUCCAAUGGUCAGGCUGUUGAUAGCGUCGAGACUGAAAAGUCGCGGAUUGUUCUCGAUGAACUCGAAAGUGACUGGUGGAUAUUAGCUUCAAUAGACCUCACUCGAAUAUCAUCUCCCAAUACCGCCAAUGCGUCGUCGGAAACCUCUCCAUCAAUCGAAUACUCUUCACGAGAAAUAUACCCUCCUCAAUCCCUAAUCCAACAACUUCGACGAGCGCAUUCUAUAUUCCUGCUACACCAUGGCGAUUCAUUAAGCACUAUAUACCAACGCGUCGGAAGAGACUCUUUUUGCAAACUGCUCAGUCGUUUCUGGAACAGAUUUGUCCGUCAUUGGCUCGUACUUCUCAACGGCAACCCAGGCGUGGAUCUGUUCAAUGGCGUGAAACUAGCUGUGGGCGGCGAACUUGGAAUUGGCGUGGGCGAAGAGGAAUGGGGCAGUGGUGAAAGAGAAGUCUUGGAGGAUUAUGUUUCGCGGACAAAUGGCCUUGUUGAUCUUGUCGUCUCCCGGUUUGGAGAUGCGCCGUCGCAACCACCCCCAUCGCCGGCGAAGGGAACUCCUGGUAAAGAGCAGGCCGAACCUGGAAUAUGGCUGGGGUCAGAUCAGGCUCCGCGCCCAUCGGAUGGCGUUAUUUUCUCGGGUGUUGGUGCUAUUUCGCGGCGGUCACUGGCGAGUAUAUCUCACUGGAUGGAAUGGAUCUACAGAUAUGGCGAAGCUGCAUAUGGCGUUGAUGAAAACCCUAGCUCUGGCCGUUCACGCCGGCAAAGGAGAGCUAGACAAAAGGCGGUUUCUGCUUCACCAUCUCGACCUUCCGGUUUAAAGAAGAUCGAUCCGAAACCAGAGCCACAGAGCGGUAGGACAUCACCGGGUAUCCCGCCGCCGUUGGUUGUGGGCACACCUCCGACUGUCCAGAGCUCGUCAACUAGCGACCAAACGACCGAAGAGAGUGGAAUCAGUGCUGAGACAGUUAUGAAAUACCUUACAUUAGGAUAUGGUUCAGCAUGGAAAAUUCCAGGCAUCUCAGUCAAUGCCUCUGAUGAAGCCACCGUGCCUGCGAACGGCACCGAGAAUGGAGUUCAAGAUGUCACACCUAAAAAAAAUGAUGGAGAUGCCGCUCAAGGGAAAUUCAUCAUUGGUCUUAUAGACGAUCUCGAGGAGGAAUUCUCUGAUGAAGAUAAUCCUGACGAAAGUGUCUUUUUCCUUCCGCAAAAUCAGGAAGAUAAGAACAGACGUACCCUGUUGCGAACAUUACAGGUAGAGGUUACGGAAUCAGCGUCAUAUAAUAAUGGGGAAGAUACAUUUACAGACCAAGUACAUAAAAAACUCCAGGUUCUAGUCUACGUGCGCCAACCUUUCAUGUUCACAUUCCUCUUCGACCUGCGCACACCCUCUCUCACCCUCCCCUCCUUCUACCGCAGCAUCCACCACCAACUCGGCCCCUUACAACGACCACUCCUAUCAUCCACAUCCCCUCUAAACGUCGCCCGGCGAAUCUACCUCUCAGACAGCGACGCCGGCGAAAAGAAGCGCUCAUCAUCAGUAAUCAACAAUCCCAUCUACGAUCUUGUCUACGACCCGGGGAAUCUGACGGUUAGAUCGUCAAUUCCUAAUAUCCCGGAACCUGGCUCUCAUGGCCAUACUCACAGCUAUGAACGACAAACGCAGUGGUCCCGUCUGGAAGCGCUGCAUGUUCACUCCCAAUUCCUCAACACGUAUAUCGAAACUCGUACUCGACCCCUGGAAAUGGAGCGGACGUGCAAGACUAGUCGGGGGUGGUGGUUGAUAUGGGUUCGGAUCCGUGACGACGAGCAACCCCAACCACCGCAACCAUCAUCACAACAACAUGAAAAUCCACCAACAAUAUCGGCAUCAAAAGAAGCCUUCCUGAUCCGCAAAGCAUCGGACGCCCUCGCCUCAUCCACCGGCGGUAGCGGCGUCUUAGGCGGAGCCCGGCACGCCCGGGAAGGAAGUAGCGGAAUCCGAUUUCUUCGCGAUCUCAGCGGCGCAUCAAGCACCACUGCUGCAGGUGCUGCCGGAAAUACAAAUGAUAGCACUUCAGCGCCGGGCAGACUUACAGAAGGAUUGGGGUUUGAUGCCCAUAAAUAUAUCGAGAGUUUAUUGAGUUUGAAUCGAUAA
This is a messenger RNA of Talaromyces marneffei, 2403 nucleotides long. RefSeq lists its product as uncharacterized. Lineage: Eukaryota; Fungi; Ascomycota; Eurotiomycetes; Eurotiales; Trichocomaceae. Gene Ontology annotation, cellular component: intracellular membrane-bounded organelle; Mon1-Ccz1 complex. The coding region runs from base 1 to 2403 and encodes 800 amino acids. The record is from RefSeq and is a predicted model, not a curated record. Gene Ontology annotation, biological process: vesicle-mediated transport. The transcript is spliced from 6 exons.